AUUUAAUUAUUUGGUCGAAAUACGGGCUAGUGUUUUUAUUAAGCUGGAUUUUUAAAUAAUAAUAUUAAUUCAUUUUACACGAAAUAAUUAACAUUUAAAACUAUUGAAUAUAUUUUAAUCGUCGAUUCAUUUCAUUCGGAAUGAAGCUUAAAUAAGUGUUUUGCAGUUCGUUGUAGUUUGUACCGUCAGUCAAAGUACAAAAUUAAUUGGAGCGCGUUUUGCGCUAAGCAGAAUUUUUGUAGGAAAAUGGAAAAAGAAAAUAACACAGUGCCUUCUGAUGAUGUACUAAAACAGUACUUCCCGGAUUUGCCGUCCGGUCCUUUGGAAAAAUUCAGGAAAAGGGCCAGUUUUGAUUGGCGUCGAAUGAAAUUUAUUUAUGAAAAUUUCAACACAAUAAAAUUGAAACAUGAAUACUACACAUUUAUGGAGAACCAUACCUUGUUUCACCACUCUGAUGUCACCCCAAGCCUGGAUGAGCAGAGGCAUAUAGCAACGAAAAGGAUGUAUGCAAUAUACAAUGAAAAUUUUUUACCAUUUGAAAAGAUAGCUGCAGAUCCCAAAUGCUUUCAAGCAGAAUCGGAAGCAUUGUUCAUGUUUGACAGUUCAUUAGCUGUGAAACUUUCGCUCACAUUCCGCAUGCCCAGCAAUGCUAUAACUGGUAGCGGCAGAGACUAUCAUUACCCACUUGUUGAGGCACUGUCCAAAGCGGAGAUUGGUGGAUGUUUCGCUCUCACUGAAGUGUCCCACGGCUCUAAUGCUAAAGGCAUGAGAACGACUGCCACGUAUUUACCAGAGAAGAGGCAGUUUGUGUUUCAUACUCCUGAUUUUGAAGCUGCUAAAUGUUGGGUGGGAUGUUUAGGGAAAUGCGCAACUCACGCCAUUCUUUACGCAAUGUUGGUGUCGAAAGGAACAAACUAUGGUUUGCACUCUUUCGUUGUACCCAUUCGUGAUCCGAAGACCUUAAAACCCUACCCUGGAGUGUUCGUAGGGGACCUGGGCGAAAAGAUCGGACUGAACGGGGUUGAUAAUGGUUUCGUAAUGUUCAACAACUACCAUUUGCCCAAAGAAGUAGCUUUGGACAAGCUUGGGGGCGUAGAUGAUAAUGGCGACUAUAAGACUCCGAUCAGAGACCCUAAAAAGCGACUAGGAGCUUCGCUUGGCAUCCUCUCCGGCGGCAGAGUCCAUAUAACCGGGAUAUCGACCUUCUAUCUGUUGAAAGCUAUCGUGAUUGCUAUUCGGUACUCGGCCGUGAGGAGGCAGUUCGGGCCCGAGGGUUGUGAUGAGGAGACGCCGGUACUGGAGUAUCAGCAGCAGCAAAUAAGACUCCUGCCGUACUUAGCGGCCACGUACGCCAUGAGGAUAUACUCUUCGUGGCUCGGAUACACGCAUAUAAUGAUGACAAUCAACAAAUAUAUGGGCGCGGACGAGGACGCGGGUGCGCGCGGCGCCGAGCUGCACGCGCUGUCGUCGGCCGUGAAGCCGCUGUUCGGCUGGACGGCGCGCGACGGCAUCCAGAACUGCAGGGAGGCCUGCGGGGGACACGGAUACCUUAAGGCGGCGGCGCUGGGCGAGCUGCGCGACGACAACGACGCGAACUGCACGUACGAGGGGGAGAACAGUCUGCUGGUGCAGCAGGCCAGCAACUGGCUGCUGGCGCUGUGGCCGCGCCGACACGCGCCCCCACCGCACCCGCUGCGCUCCCUCGCCUUCCUGGAGGAGGCGGACCGGCUGCUCGCACAGAAGGCUCCCUGGAACACCGUCGACGACAUUAUCGAACCCGCCAACUUGGUGCACACUUACAAGUGGCUGACGGCGUUCAUGCUAAAGAUGACGUAUGAGAAGGUGGAGAGGCUGAGGAGUGAGGGCAGGGACCCUUUGCAGGCCAAGAACGAAUCCCAAUCCUUCAACGCAGUCACCUUAGCUAUCGUCUACGCAGAGAACCACGUCCUGAGCCACUUCUACGAGUCGGCAGCGCAGUUCGCGGAGCCGUCCUGCCGCCGCGUGCUGCUGCGCCUCGUGUCGCUGUACGGAGCCUUCCUCGUGGAGAAGCAUCUGGCCACCCUGUACAUUGGUGGGUUCUACUCCGGCAGCCAGGGUCUGGCCCUGCGCGAAGGGAUCCUGCAGCAAUGCGCCGCGCUGUCGCAUGAGGCCGUGGGCCUGGUGGACACGCUGGCCCCACCGGACUUCUGCCUCAAUUCGGUCCUGGGCCAGUCCGACGGAGAGGCGUACAAGCACAUCCACGCGAGCGUGACGUCACGCCCCGACGCCACGAGCCGGCCCGCGUGGUGGCGCGACGUGGUGGACUGGCAGAAUUAUUUGAAGUCUAAGCUGUAAGAUUUUACUGGUUUUUUGAAGUGAAAACUUCUUUAGAAUCAUUGUGAUUUCAAACCGGAUGCAACGGAAAAAACGACAGGUAAGAGACACAAAUACAAAAAUGUGUAGGA
Molecule: messenger RNA, 2444 nt
Organism: Bombyx mandarina (wild silkworm)
Lineage: Eukaryota; Metazoa; Arthropoda; Insecta; Lepidoptera; Bombycidae
Gene: Acox3
Product: Acyl-CoA oxidase 3
Biological process (GO): lipid homeostasis; fatty acid beta-oxidation using acyl-CoA oxidase
Cellular component (GO): peroxisome
Molecular function (GO): pristanoyl-CoA oxidase activity; fatty acid binding; FAD binding
Source: RefSeq, a predicted model, not a curated record